Molecule: messenger RNA, 1634 nt
Organism: Arachis duranensis
Lineage: Eukaryota; Viridiplantae; Streptophyta; Magnoliopsida; Fabales; Fabaceae
Product: 3-ketoacyl-CoA synthase 19
Exons: 1
Coding region: 60-1427 (455 amino acids)
Biological process (GO): fatty acid biosynthetic process
Cellular component (GO): membrane
Molecular function (GO): acyltransferase activity, transferring groups other than amino-acyl groups
Source: RefSeq, a predicted model, not a curated record
ACAGAUACAUAAAAAUAAAGAAAAGAACACCACUGUUCAUUGUUCCUUUUUGAGCAGCCAUGGAUGUUCUUCUCAUCUUAUGCCUCUCCCUUCCAAUGUUGUAUUCAAUCUAUGUCCUCUCCAAGUUACUCAUUAUCAAUCGAAGAGGGAAAUCAUGUUACAUGCUGGCCUAUGAAUGCUUCAUGCCACCAGAGGACACAAAACUCGACACAGAUUCCUGCACAAGAAUCGUGAUGCGCAACAGAAACCUUGGCUUAGAGGAGUACCGAUUCCUCCUCAAAACCAUCGUCAACUCCGGCAUCGGCGAGAACACUUACUGCCCACGAAUCGUUCUCGACGGCAGAGAAGAAUGCCCCACUCUCAAAGACAUUCACGACGAGAUCGACGAGAUCAUGUUCCAAACCCUCGAUAACCUCUUCAAAAACACCGGAAUCUCUCCCUCCGACGUCGACGUUCUCGUCGUCAACGUCUCCUUGUUCUCCCCCUCGCCUUCCCUCACCUCCAGAAUCGUCAACCGCUACAAGAUGCGAGAGAAUGUUAAGAGCUUCAAUCUCUCUGGAAUGGGGUGCAGUGCGAGCGUGGUUGCGAUUGAUUUAGUGCAACAGAUCUUUAAGUCUUACACCAACUCCAUCUCAAUGCUCUUCACUAACAAACCAAGCAUGAAGAACCGCGCAAUCCUCAAACUCAAGCACAUGCAGAGAACACAGUACGGUGCAGACGACGAAGCUUACAGUUGCUGCAUACAGGUAGAAGACGAGCAAGGCCACUCCGGUUUCCGGUUAACCAAGAGUCUGGUCAAGUCAGCAGCUCAGGCGUUGACCGUUAACCUCCAAGAAAUGGCGCCAAAGAUUCUCCCUCUCUGGGAACGAGUCAGAUUCUUCCUGGUUUGUGUUCGUAAAAGCAUCAAGAAAGGCGAAACCUUGAGAGUCUUCGAGAUUCUUCUCGGAAACAAGAAUAAGACGAAGAAGGGAAGCUUGAUGAACAACGUUCUUGGCGGUGGAGGGUUGAAUUUCAAGGCGGGGAUAGAGCAUUUUUGCGUGCACCCCGGAGGGAGAGCGGUUAUCGACGGCGUUGGGAAAGGAAUGAGGCUGAAUGAGUAUGACCUUGAGCCGGCGAGGAUGGCGCUGCACCGGUGGGGGAACACGUCGGCCGGUGGAUUGUGGUACGUUCUUGGGUACAUGGAAGCGAAGAAGAGGUUGAAGAAGGGAGAUAGAAUAUUGAUGAUAAGUCUUGGUGCUGGUUUCAAGUGUAAUAACUGCGUUUGGGAAGUUAUGAAAGAUUUAUCGGAUCAGAAUGUGUGGAAGGACUCCAUUGAUUCUUAUCCUCCUGCUUCUCUCGCCAACCCUUUCAAGGACAAGUACAAUUGGAUCAACGAUGAGGAUCUUAGCUUUGUUAGGUUCGAUUAUACCAAGUUUUCUUUGGGAUAAACACCAUUAAUUAAUGUCGCUUAAUUAUUGAUUAUUCAAAUAAGUUUCUGUUCAUGUAAAAAUAUAAAUUCGUGUAAAGACGAUCAUUAAGAAUUUAAAGAUGGCACAUGUUAAUCCAUCUAAUGAUUCUUUACUAUUAUUUUUACGUGAAAAAAUAUUUUGAUGUGAGUAGUUUUUUUUUUUACUAAACAUACAGUUUUAUUAUUA